Prunus armeniaca (apricot) is the source of this 216-nucleotide messenger RNA. Lineage: Eukaryota; Viridiplantae; Streptophyta; Magnoliopsida; Rosales; Rosaceae. The record is from the annotation of a GenBank genome assembly.
AUGGACCGAGCAAACUCCUCACCUUUCACCGUUGAAAUCGAACAGGCUGCUCCCCCGAAACGAUUCUCAACGCCCUCUUUCACAUGUUUCAAAGGAGAUUCCGAUCUCGAAAGCCAUCUGAAGCAUUUCAAAAGCCUUAUGAUCCUCUACAAAGCCGAAGACGUGCUAAUGUGUAAGGUGUUUGCAAUGACUUUGCGAGGAGCAGCUCAAGAUUGA